Messenger RNA from Suillus subalutaceus, 1086 nucleotides. RefSeq lists its product as uncharacterized. The transcript is spliced from 14 exons. The record is from RefSeq and is a predicted model, not a curated record. Bases 1 to 1086 code for a protein of 361 amino acids. Lineage: Eukaryota; Fungi; Basidiomycota; Agaricomycetes; Boletales; Suillaceae.
AUGACUCUAGUCUCGAAUGAUCCCAGCUGGUGGCCAGUCAUCAAUGCGAGUCUUAUUAGCAGCUAUUUUAUAGUCGCCGCCUCUGUCGGAAUAAUGUACGAUUGGGGACUUGCGUUUGGAAAAGAGGUUGAACUGAUCUGGAGGCAACGCUGGUCCCUGAUGACUUUGCUCUAUCUCGGUGUGCGCUAUGCUGGAAUAGGAUUUGCUGCGAUGAACAUUUUGAAUGAUGUUCCAACAAUUUCGAUGACAGAUGCUGUGAGCCUUAUCAUGUACAGGGCACUUAAUUGGACAGGCGACGUUGUAAAUGUACUGCUGGGCGUCAUCAUGAUCGCUCGGUUACAUGCCAUGUAUCAGCGAUCCAGAAUGGUGCUGAUAUUUCUCGUUGUCGUCUUUGUGGCCAUCAGAAUAACCAACGUAGUGGUGGGAGCAAUAAUGACGAUGCAGAUUUUAGGGGAGGAAUUCGUUCUCUCCGGCACGUAUCAUUGCAUGUUUGACUUCACAGAAGAUUCCCUAUUUCUGGAGUCCAUAACUUGGAUACUUGGCACUGUAUGGGAGGCCCUGGCACUGUGUUUCGCAGUCUGGAUUGCUGUAAAGCACUUCCGUGAACUGCGACAACAUUCAACAAGUGGUAUUAUCGGGGACUGUUUCGCGGUGUUAAUGCAAACUCAUGUUAGUUAUUUUGCAAGUUUUUUGGUCGUCUCUUGCUUCCAGAUUGGCUUGUUCUCUCCGACGCUCUCAGCGGACACAAAUCCCCUGGAAACUCUGAUUUAUGUUGGUCUCGAUGAGAUAUUCCAGUCCGUGCAGUUGUUUGUGCUGGGACCACGCCUCAUCCUCGGUGUUCGCGAAUAUCAUGCUAAGCUCGUGGCCAACUCUGAUACAGCAACCGCUAUGACUUCGAUUGCUUUCGAGGAGCGCGUCCAAGUGUCAACUAGCAAUAAGACUCGCCCUGACGCUGAGGUUCACGCACUCGAUCUCAGUAGUGCUGCCAAGAUUGUAGCGGCUGGUGGAAAUCCGUUCGCUCCUGAUGCCAUCGCUGAAAAAUCAUCUGCUGUUUCCAGGACCUCAGAGAAGUACUCGACCACUUGA